UUCUUUUCUUAUCUCUUUGUCUUUUAUGAUUACUUGGACAUACUUGUUGAUAGCCUUGACUGGUAUUUUCUUGGUGGUCAAUGCAUCACAUGUCCAAUUAGACAAGAGAGCAGGUACUGCUUAUAAUUACUGGACUACAAAAGCAUGGGGAGUCAACCUCGGUAACUGGCUUAUCUUGGAAAAGUGGAUGAAUCCUUCCUUCUUUGAGCAAUAUGCAUCUAAAGCGAAGGAUGAAUGGACGUUUUGUCAACAAGCUUCUGACCCUGCUAAAAUUUUGAAGCAACAUUGGGAUACAUGGGUCACUGAAGAUGAUUUUAAGAAAUUGGCAAUGGCUAAAGUAAAUCAUGUUCGUAUUCCCGUAGGAUAUUGGGCCUUUAUCAAACCUGAUUCAGCCGAGCCUUAUAUCUUUACUGGUCAAAAAGCACAAAUUCAACGUGUUCUUGGUUACUGCAAAAAAUAUGAUAUGUAUGCUAUCAUUGAUUUGCAUGGCCUUCCUGGUUCACAAAACGGAAACGAUCAUUCUGGUCGUUCAGGACCUAUUGGAUUUUAUUCUGACUAUAAUAUCAAGCGUAGCCUCCAGGUAGUACAAGCUGUUGUGGGCUGGAUGAAUGGUUUAGAGAGUAGUUUGAAAGGCAGAAUCUCAGCCAUAGAGUCUGCCAAUGAACCACACGCCGAUACAGAUGCACAUUUUAAACAGCUCAAAAAUUAUUAUCAACAAGCGUACAAAAUCAUUCAGUCCUCUUCUUUCAAAGUACCUAUGCUUUUCCAUGAUGCCUUUAAAGGGCUGGACGCAUGGAAAGAUUUUCUGACUGCUUCUGCUAAUGCUGUCAUUGAUCUUCAUCCUUAUUAUGCUUUCCCUCCCAACAAAAAUAAGACAUCAAUCAUUGAAGGUAUUUGCAACACCAAGUCCCAAGCCAAGUCUUUUCAUCUUCCUGUAUUCUUUGGCGAAUGGUCUGUUGCUUCUGGCGUAUCUAAUUCGAGCGAAUGGCUGAAAAUAAUGAUGGAUACCCAAGUCUCUGUUUAUAAAAAUAGUGGUGUUGGCGGUACUUUUUGGUCUCUCAAAAACAAGAUCAAUUCGAACGUUUGGUCUUUUGAGCAACUAUUAGAUCAAGAUAUCAUUUCAAACAAAACUUUUUCAGAUUCUCCCGAUCAUCAAUGCUAAAGAAAAGCAGGUCUUUUCAUUAGAGGAAAAUAAAUCAUAACUAGC
Messenger RNA from Gilbertella persicaria, 1207 nucleotides. RefSeq names its product glycoside hydrolase superfamily. NCBI's taxonomy places the organism in Eukaryota, Fungi, Mucoromycota, Mucoromycetes, Mucorales, Choanephoraceae. The coding region runs from base 26 to 1162 and encodes 378 amino acids. The transcript has a single exon. Gene Ontology annotation, molecular function: beta-glucosidase activity. Gene Ontology annotation, biological process: glucan catabolic process. Gene Ontology annotation, cellular component: extracellular region; cell surface. The record is from RefSeq and is a predicted model, not a curated record.